Molecule: messenger RNA, 4936 nt
Organism: Echinops telfairi (small Madagascar hedgehog)
Lineage: Eukaryota; Metazoa; Chordata; Mammalia; Afrosoricida; Tenrecidae
Gene: NCEH1
Product: neutral cholesterol ester hydrolase 1
Exons: 5
Coding region: 90-1316 (408 amino acids)
Cellular component (GO): membrane
Molecular function (GO): carboxylic ester hydrolase activity
Source: RefSeq, a predicted model, not a curated record
AGCGGCUGUGGGCAGAAACUUGCCGGAGGUCCUCGGGUGGCAUCGCCCUCUGCAGCUCGCCAGCCGGCGGGCGGGCGGAAGCCGGAGAGAUGAGGUCGUCCUGCGUCCUGCUCACUGCCCUGGUGGCGCUGGCCGCAUACUAUAUCUACAUCCCCCUGCCCGAGGCCAUGGGGGACCCCUGGAAGCUCAUGCUGCUGGACGCGACUUUCCGGGGCGCACAGCAAGUGAGUAACCUGAUCCACUACCUGGGCCUGAGCCAUCAUCUGCUUGCCCUGAAUUUUAUCAUCAUUUCUUUUGGCAAGAAAAGUGCGUGGUCAUCAGCUCAGGUGAAGGUGACAGACACUGAAUUUGAUGGUGUGGAAGUCCGAGUGUUUGAAGGCUCCUCCAAACCCAAUGAGCCACUGAAACGCAGCAUUGUUUACCUGCACGGAGGAGGCUGGGCUUUGGCAAGUCCAAAAAUCAGCUAUUAUGAUGAAUUAUGUACAGCAAUGGCCGAGGAAUUGAAUGCCGUCGUUGUCUCCAUUGAGUACAGGCUAGUUCCAAAGGUCUAUUUUCCCGAGCAAAUCCAUGAUGUUGCACGUGCCACGAAGCAUUUCCUGCAGCCUGAGGUCUUACAGAAGUAUUCCGUUGACCCAGACAGAAUUGGCAUUUCUGGCGACAGUGCUGGUGGGAACUUGGCCGCUGCUCUGGGGCAACAGUUCAGUCAGGACCUCAACCUACGAAGCAAGUUCAAACUGCAAGCUUUAAUUUACCCGGUUCUUCAAGCCUUAGAUUUUAACACACCCUCUUAUCAGCAGAACUGGAACACGCCGAUCCUGCCCCGCCAUGUCAUGGUGAAGUAUUGGGUGGAUUACUUCAAAGGCAACUAUAACUUUGUCCAGGCCAUGAUCGUGAACAAUCACACCUCACUGGACGUGGAAGGGGCUGUUGCCCUGAGGGCCCGUCUAAACUGGACCUUCCUCUUGCCACCAUCUAUCACAAAGAACUACAAGCCUGUCGUGCACACUGCGGGCAACGCCAAGAUUGUCCAGGAGCUCCCCCAGCUGCUGGAUGCCCGUUCUGCCCCGCUCAUUGCAGACCAGGAGGCCCUCCAGCACCUCCCGAAGACCUACAUUCUCACCUGUGAGUAUGACGUCCUGAGGGACGAUGGCAUCAUGUACGCAAAGCGUUUGGAGAACGCAGGGGUGCAGGUGACCCUGGACCACUUUGAGGAUGGCUUCCACGGCUGCAUGAUCUUCACCAGGUGGCCCACUAACUUCUCCGUGGGAAUCCGGACUAGGAACAGUUACAUCAAGUGGCUGGAUGACAAUCUGUAAAGGCGAGCCACUUCUAGAAGGCUCGAGCGCCUCUUGACCUCCCACACUUGCUUUGGACGGACACACGCACUUUCAGUUGACUGACUUCUCCAUUACUUGUGACGUCUAGACUCUCUAGUCCCGGAGACAUUCAGAUAAUUGUGCUUCGUUUGGGUUUAAUGAACUUGAUUAACUUAAGGGAAACACAUCUGACCCUAGUCCCAAAGUGGGCCAAUCUUUCUGUUACAGUUGCGUUAGCUGAACUCAUGCAGUUGCAGAAAGCAGAGCCAGAGCUGGACAUAAGCUUUGGGUCCUGACUUUGUUAGAUGAUGCCUCUUCUUCUUCUUCUUCUUCGUUUCCAGAAGAAAUUCUUCUGCCACUUCUCAGUCUUUUACCUGAGCUUAAGUGCAGAGGAAGUUCUUCCAGCGAUCGAUAACACAGUGACUUUUAAAGAGGUGCUUUGUUUUUAAAAUGUGGUCUCUUUGCCAUUUGAUAGAAUUUACUUUGGUGUCAGAGCAGGGUUCAGGGUGUGCACUUUAAGGUCACGGCUGGGUCUAACGACCCUCCAUUUCUCGCAGAUGGUGGCUUCUCUUUCUAUUGGCCAAGGCUUUCUCAUGAGGCGGAGUUUCUCAGAGGACUUCUUUCCUCUGACAUCACGUUCUAAGACACCUGCCUGUAAGUGGGACUAUGGCAACACUUGAACGUGAGUUCCCACCACUAUCAUGAGAAAAUGCGAGGUUGCAUACAAUGACUACUUGCACAUCAUUUUUUUUUCUUCUUUUUUUUUUUUUUUUGCUUUUUGGUGAGCUUAUCUCCAAGGGGAGACCUUCUGGGAGUAAAUUCAUUUACACUUAGGAUACAUUUCUUACAGCCAGACUUCCAACUUACAGACAAACCCACUUGCCCUUUAAUGGUAUGUAAAUCUGCCCUCACUUUGGAUAAAUCUCUACUCUCAAAAAAUCCUUCAUCCCAGUCAUCUUUACUUGCUUCACGGUGCAGCUUUUAAUUAAGCCUUUUCUUUCACAAACCCCCACUACUGUCGGGUCGAUUCUGACUCGUGGCGACCCAGCAGGUCAGGGUAGAACUGCACCUGUGGCUUUCUGAGACUAUAGCUCUUUAUGGGAGUAGAAAGCCUCUUCUGUUUCCUGUUCUUUCACUAAAGAAAGGUUUGAAAGAACCAUAUGCACCUGUUCUGAAUUCACCUUCAAACGGGAGUUCUUAACCAGGGGACUGACUGCCCAUGCUUGAGAACAAGUCAACAGCAGGCAAAGGGAACAGCCUACUGGUCAUAAGGAAUAUGCCUGACAUAAAUGACCAAAAGUGGUGUGUGUAUAUAUUCGGCAUAGUUAGAAAAUAGAAAGCAUUAAUAUAUUUUAAAAUUACGGGGGGGGAAAAUCUUUAGAUGGUCUAGUCUGUUCUUGAAAAUUCUCCCUUUUUUCACUUAGCUGGCUUUAAAAUGGGGCUAUUUUGGAAUAUAUAAUGUGCUGUUUAUUUUUUUAAGUUAUUUAAUGUUCAUACAUGCAGCCAGAUGUAGGAUCCUUCAUAAUAAGGUCUGCAGUGAACAUCACAAAUAAUGAUAUUUUUGAAGAACUAUUUUAAAGCUAAAACAACUCCCUUAGAGUUAUAGUCACAUACAGUUUUAUGGAAAGAGAUAAAAUAGCUAUCAAUACUAGUAACCGUGAAGCCUACAUAGUUCGAUGUUUAUAAGUAUAUAUCAAUGAAAAUCAUCAGUCUGAUAAAGUCAUGGAAGUGUGUCGUUCAGUAGCUUAGGCAAGACCCAGCUGCUCAUGAGUCUUCUCUAUAUUUGGGGGAUACUGGUUUAUCACCUCUUGGAUAAAGGGCAUGCAAUGGCACCUGGUGCCUAACCCCCUCAUUUCUCCUUCUCACCAUAUCUAGAUGUUCCAGCAGCCCAAGUUUACUCCAUGCGAAGGCCUCGCUGCCCAUGGGAGUAUCUUUGGCAUAGCCCUAGGAAGAUUCUCCAGUUCAGAUCGGGGAGUUGAGCCUCUGCCCUGCUCCCUGCCCCCUUCCUUCUGUCCCCAGUCCAUGCUCCUUGGGGGACCGGGGAGAGUAGCACAGCAGCUGGAAGGAGAGGAGGGAGACCCUUUUCCUCACUUGGGAAGGAUGGGUAUUUUCUCGCUUCCGGCAGUGAUAUGACACAUGAGAAGUGCAUGCUUCUGUUUCCCGUACCGGGUGAGCCGAGAGCAGUUAACUGGAUAGAAAUGGGACAGUGUGUGAUUGUGUGUGUGGAUAAUAAUGGUCACCAUCCAUUUCACUUGCUAAGGCACUCGGACAGCACACACACUACUUCGGGGCCUUUCUCUCCGUCCCACUAAAAUCAGAGGUGGCUUACUUGAUCAUUGAGGUAGCAUGCAACCACAACAUCCAAGCCAUUUUGUCAGAUGGGCAAAUUGUGUUGGCCUCUCGUAUGGUGCAUUUUGUUUUUGUAGGUUGUUAUUCUUUAUAUACAGACACAUCCAUCAGCACAGAUUUUUCUUUCUAGAAAACAGGCGUUUUAAUUCUGCGAUAGCUAUCCUCUGCAAACAGUACUAUUCUUUUGUCACACUUCGAAGGAACCAAAGUUUGAACUUCAUUUUGGGGUCAUCUACCUCAAAGAAAGCAGAGAGAACCAACACAUGGACAAAGUUCUUUGAAAUGAUAUCUCCCUCCCCACAUUGUGAGUCCAAUCCUGUAGUCAUUAUAUCACAGAUCUCUGACGGGCUCUCUUGAAUGAAAAGGGAGUGAAGGAGAAAACAGUGGGGGUGGGCUCAACCACUGCUUUGAUGAAAUACUUGAGUUGAAUUGGAAAUUCUCAUCCUGUGAAUAAUGUAUGGACUAACUUACAUUGUAACCCACUUUGGACCGUGCUAACACGAGACGCUGCUGGAAUAAUGAUAACUGGAAGUCAUUGGGCUGAAGUGAGCCCAUAGUCACAACACUGGACUCACAGUACCAGUGCCCAUGAAGAAGGCACAGAACUGGGCAAUAUUUCCUUCUGUUAAACACAAGGUCACCAUGACCUGGAGCAAACUCAACAGCAUCUAACAACAACAACAACAACAACACGACACAACAAACCAACCCAAAUGUCAAGGAUUAAGAAUGUCUAUGGGGAGCCAACAGAGUUUAUGAUGUUAAAGAUGCUUUAGGGUUGGGGUGAAUGUGUUGUUCUCUCAGAUGCUGUUUGUUUAUAAAAGAGUUUAUGCUCUACUGACUGUUUUUUGGGUUUGUUUUUCUUUUGGAGUGUUACAGCUUUGUUUUGUUUUUGCAUUUUAAGAGAAAGCUAAUGAUAAUUUUUGUUUUAAUCAUUGCUGUCUAUGAAAUAUGAAAUUACCUAUAUGAAGAAAAACCAUCGAAGUUAAGCGCUGCAAAAUACAGUGGUAUAAGUUAAUUUUAAUGUUCUAGCAUUUAUUUGUGAAGAAGUUAAACUACUGUGUAAUUGCCCUCUUGGGUAUACCACUUUAUGCAUGACCUUUUCACUUUGGACUUUGUGCUGCCUUUCCACUACAAAGGGGAAGGCAGAUUUUAUGAAGUAUUUUAGAGCAAAUAUAUUUUAUAAAAUGAAGGAUUUCUAAUAUGGAAAUUCCAGCAUUAUCUGUUUUGAAUCAUGUUUGGAAAUAAAACAGCUCCAUCUGAGAAUGUGA